GCGCGCCCGGAGCGGCGGCACCGGCACGGGCAGCGGGCACCGGCACCAGCCCCGGACAGAGCUAGUGGGGAAGAAUGUUUUCCUCGGUGAAGCCAUACGAGAACCAGCGCUACGCCUCCCUGAAGAAGGAGUGUCAGCGGCGGAAGCAGCUCUUUGAGGACCCGCUUUUCCCUGCCAAUGACGACUCGCUCUUCUACAAGUCAAGGAUUCAGGGCAUCCAGUGGAAGCGACCAAAAGAAAUAUGCAAUGAUCCACAUCUCUUUGUGGACGGGAUCAGCUCCCAUGACUUACACCAGGGCCAGGUUGGGAACUGCUGGUUUGUGGCUGCCUGCUCCUCCCUGGCAUCUCGGGAGUCUCUGUGGCAGAAGGUCAUCCCAGACUGGAAGGAGCAGGAGUGGAACCCUGAGAAACCUGAGAGCUAUGUUGGGAUCUUCCACUUCCAGUUCUGGCGUUUUGGUCAGUGGCUGGAUGUGGUGAUUGAUGACCGCCUGCCCACACUCCACAAUCAGCUCAUCUACUGCCACUCCAACUCCAGGAACGAAUUCUGGUGUGCCUUGGUGGAGAAGGCUUAUGCCAAGUUGUCAGGCUGUUAUGAGGCCCUGGAUGGAGGCAACACAGCUGAUGCCCUGGUAGAUUUUACUGGUGGUGUCUCUGAACCUAUCGACCUGACGGAAGGAGACUACAUCACUGAUGAAGCCAAGCGAAACCUCCUCUUUGAGCGCGUGUUGAAGGUGCACAACCGGGGAGGCCUCAUCAGCUGCUCCAUUAAAGCCACGUCAGCAGCUGACAUGGAGGCUCGCCUGGCCUGCGGCCUGGUGAAGGGCCACGCGUACGCGGUGACGGACGUGCGGAAGGUCCGCCUGGGCCACGGCCUUCUGUCCUUCUUCAAGUCAGAGAAGCUGGACAUGAUCCGCAUGCGCAACCCGUGGGGCGAGCGGGAGUGGAACGGCCCUUGGAGUGACACCUCUGAGGAGUGGCAGAAAGUGAGUAAAAGUGAGAGAGAGAAGAUGGGGAUGACAGUGGAAGAUGAUGGAGAGUUCUGGAUGACCUUCGAAGAUUUCUGCAAAUACUUCACGGACAUCAUCAAGUGCCGUCUGAUCAAUACAUCCUACCUGAGCAUCCACAAGACCUGGGAAGAGGCAGUGCUACAUGGGGCGUGGACCAGAAGCAAUGACCCCUUGAAAAACCGCUCUGGAGGCUGCAUCAACCACAAGGACACCUUUUUGCAGAACCCCCAGUAUGUGUUCGAUGUGAAGAAGGCAGAAGAUGAAGUGCUGAUCUCUAUCCAGCAGAAGCCAAAAAGAACCAGUCGCAAAGAGGGCAAAGGAGAGAACUUGGCCAUAGGCUUUGAUAUCCAUAAGGUGGAGUUGAAUAGGAACUACCGGAUGCACACCCUGCAGCAGAAGGUGGCCAGCUCCAUCUACAUCAACUCCCGCAGCGUCUUCCUGAGGACAGACCUGAAGGAAGGCCGCUACGUCAUCAUCCCCACCACUUUUGACCCUGGUCAUGAAGGCGAGUUCCUUCUCAGGAUUUUCACAGAUGUGCCUUCAGAUUGCCGAGAGCUGACACUGGAUGAGCCACCACACACCUGCUGGAGUGGGAUGUGUGGUUACCCGCAAGUAGUAUCCCAGAUCCAUGUCCUUGCUGCAGCUGGGCUCAAGAAUCAGGACUCCCAAGGAGGAGCCGAUCCUUAUGUGAUCAUAAAGUGUGAAGGACAAAAAGUUCGCUCUCCAGUGAAGAAGAACACAGUAUCACCAGAAUUUGAUGUGAAAGGGCUCUUCUACCGGAAGAAGCCAGGACAACCCAUCAUUGUUCAGAUCUGGAACCACAACUUAAUAAGUGACGAGUUCUUGGGCCAAGUGGUACUGACGGGGGAUCCCAAUGACCGGCAGUCAGUGCACACGCUGCACCUCCAGGACAAGGGGAACAGGAGGUCAAACGAUCUCCCUGGAACCAUUGCUGUGAUGCUGCUCAGCAGUAACAUCCUCACUAACGUCUGAGUACUCAAAGAUGACUCUUCUGGUGCCACAUAUGUGAAUAUAAACCUGCACACAUACAUACAUAUAUAUAGAGACACACACAGAGCCUUCCUACCAUCUGCAAAGUGUAUAUGAACCAUGCAUGCAUUCCACUCAAAGGAGCCAAUCUUGUGUUUUCAAUGUUAAAAAAUGGUGCCUUUUUUUUGGGGAACCACAAUGAUCCUUCUACUGGCAUCCUCUGCAGCCCCCCUCAUUGCCAUGUGCCCUGUGGGAUCGCUGUGAGCACACUGUGUGUCCUGACAGCCAGAGCACGAUGCCCUGAUGCUGUUUGUUUACACAGGCUGGCACACCCACGUGCCACCAUGCACACGUGUGGCCACUGCGGUCCCACCAGCUGCUUCAGUGCAUCUUUGAUGUGUCUGCUGGUGUUAAGAGUAGCGUGCAUGGAGUUGUCUCCCUUGAAAUUGCCAUUUAAUCGCUUAUCUAUGGAGGCGCCACAGCAAAAAAGUGGAAAAACAGAUUGGAGCCUUCUGUGUGUUUUUUGGGUAUAGGUUUGCAUACUGCAACUGGAAAGAAAAUGCACCAAGGCAGCCCGAAUCCCAAAUUCACAGGGGCAACAAGACCAAAGGCUCUGUCAUUUUAGGGACAAGCUGUGUCCACCCAAGUCUUGUUCAACCCCAUGCAGCUCUGAAGUAUACAAAGAUGUCAACAGCUAUGUGGGAUAACUGUUCUCUGGGGUCAGGCUUUUGAAUUGGUCUGGACUCGGCUCCUGCGUGUGCCUCUUCAACUGCCGUGGUGCCUGCUGUCUCCAUGUCUUCAUGCCAUCCCCAUCCCAAGAGCUCAUCUCAGGAGCUGGGGUGGCUUGUCUGCUAGAGCCAUUCAGUGUUUAAGUAAGAGGAGAUCGAUUCCUCUGAAGGCCAAAAUGUCAGGUCCAAGGGAUGGGGAGCUUUGCUCCAUGCACUACAUCUUUACUGCUGCAUACAGUGCAUCAUUUCUCAGUGCCUCGCUUUCCCAAAUUCUUUUAAAAAAUAGUGGAAUUUUAGCUUGUGCUAGAGGAGCACUGCUCCCAGUGCAGCCUGAAAAUGCUGGGAAUAUUGAAUUCAUACCAGUGUCCGUCUCUCACCUUUCAUUUCCAGUCUCCUGUCUUGGAGGAGGAGUUGCACAGUGCUAGAGCCGGUCUCAUGAGCACAACCCAAAUGCAUCCUUGGGGACAUGUCUGGGGCCAGGGUUUGCUCCUGAUUUCCAUGAAAACUGGGUUAAUCUUCCUUAUUCCACUGGGUGGCAGAAUCUGGCUUCUUAUAAACCAUCCCAGAUAAGCCAAACAACAACCCGUUGUCUGGCCUUUGAGCAGCUGAUCAGGGUGGGUUUCAAACCAUUUUUUUCUCCUGUUGUUUGGAGGUUUUUAUUCAUGUGCCUUUAAAAUGGUGCAAGUUAAGGGAUUUUUCUGUCAGAUUUUCUAACAAGCAAAUCUUUUUCACUCACCUGCUGCAUGCAAGUGGAAAUUAAUACAUAUGAUAAAAUCUUCUAGUCUUGGCAAAUUUUGGCCUCGGCAGAGUCCUUUACCUGCAAGAACAAGUGAACAGGAAAGCCUUCUUUUGCCAUAGCAAGUAGGGUUUCUGCUUGUCCUAGUCAACACCCAUGUUUGUGCUGCAAGGCUGUAUUUUUUUUAAGUCCCUAAAGAUCUUUUAAGUCUAUAAUGUAGUAAACUGUUUCCAAAUUCA
Messenger RNA from Pipra filicauda (Wire-tailed manakin), 3700 nucleotides. It is a transcript of the gene CAPN5, whose product is annotated as calpain 5. Lineage: Eukaryota; Metazoa; Chordata; Aves; Passeriformes; Pipridae. The record is from RefSeq and is a predicted model, not a curated record. Gene Ontology annotation, molecular function: calcium-dependent cysteine-type endopeptidase activity. The transcript has 13 exons. Bases 75 to 2000 code for a protein of 641 amino acids. Gene Ontology annotation, cellular component: cytoplasm. Gene Ontology annotation, biological process: proteolysis.